GAGCAGCAGUUGGCGAGGAAGCACCAGACGGAGAGCACUUCCAGGACCAACUCCAAUCAAAUGCAGUCCAGUGCGGGCUGACCAACUGCUGCUAUCUGGAUGCAAUGAAGCCGAAGAAAUCGGCCUUUGCCAAUUCAUCCACGGGAUACGGAAGGAACAAGCACGGAAAAGGACACUCUGGCAAGGAUAAAGUCGAGGGUGGUGGUAAGGGCAAGAGCCGAGAGGAGAAGGAUAAGCAUAAACAUGAGCAGAAGGUGGACGAGAAGGACGACAAGGAUCUAAAUUCCGGCUUCGGCGACUAUCUUCGCACUCCGGAGGCAUUUGAAAUGAUGAAACUCUUUGUCUUUGCCAAUACCAUAAUGCUAAUUGUCACCAUGGCUUGGCCGCACAUCAAGGAGCAAUUCUACAUGGUUAAUCAGUGGCUUGAAAGCUUUCGCGAGGAGCAUCAGCAGUAGAAACCAAAGGAUCUA
This is a messenger RNA of Drosophila mauritiana, 470 nucleotides long. RefSeq lists its product as uncharacterized. The record is from RefSeq and is a predicted model, not a curated record. The transcript is spliced from 2 exons. Lineage: Eukaryota; Metazoa; Arthropoda; Insecta; Diptera; Drosophilidae. Bases 105 to 455 code for a protein of 116 amino acids.